This is a messenger RNA of Glarea lozoyensis ATCC 20868, 1254 nucleotides long. RefSeq lists its product as uncharacterized. The coding region runs from base 1 to 1254 and encodes 417 amino acids. The transcript has a single exon. Lineage: Eukaryota; Fungi; Ascomycota; Leotiomycetes; Helotiales; Helotiaceae. The record is from RefSeq and is a predicted model, not a curated record.
AUGUCCAUGCAUCACAACUGCUUCGUUCUUCCUCUCCUUAACGAGGACUCCUUGCCCUGUUCUGGCUGUGUAGCAUACCAGCAGAGUGAGUCCGUCAAUGGUCAUCUCACGACUCAUAACGUACAUGUCGACUGGUUGGAAAAGCGUUUCAGAUCCAACCCCUCUCUUGGACAAGCAGCCGCAGAUAUGACCAAUGUGGGAAUACGAUUUUUCUCUAGGCGGUACUGGAAGCGCCGAUGGAUACUGCAGGAACUAUCACUCUCGAAUAUACAUCACUGGUACUGGGGCCAGCACGUUCUAGACAUGUCAGAAUUUCCCAAUGAUUGGAUCAGUCACCUUGUUGGAUCAUUCUGGAUGAUUAAUGAUGGGCUUCGGAAAGCAGUGGAGGAUCCUGCUAGAACUGCCUCUGAGAGGCGCUUGACCGCCGCCGUCUCCGAUGAUGUAAUCGGCAUCCCCUUCAUUCAUCGAACACUAGGGCUCUCAUCAUUGUGCAACUCCCAGAGCCCCGGUAUGACGAGAUUCACGAGAAAGAGAACGUGGAUAAAUUUGUUGCGAGACUUUCACUCAUCAGAGUGCUCUGAACCCAUAGACAUGUAUUAUGCAUUAGCGAGCAUGGCCAUACCCAAAAUCUGCGUGAAUUACUCGUCAACGGUCGCUACGGUCUUUCAGCAAUUUGCUGAGGCUAUGCUGGAUAAUGGCGAGUGGGUAUGGGUGUUCUACUGUGCUGCAAAAACCGUGAACAAUCAGCAUCGAGAGCGAUUGCAAUUGCCAUCGUGGGUUCCGGAUCCACGCUCGGUAAAUUUUCAUUAUGGAGGAAACGCUCCUCCUCCCAUGGGGAUACAGAUAUCCCAAAGCGACUCCUUAGUCUGCGACGUUCGCUGCUUAGGAGUCUUAUAUGAAAGUCACGAAGAGGACCUCAAUUCGCGCUUCCACCUAAUGUGGGAUGGUCUCUUUUGGCAAGUCUGCAGCUCUCGUAAGGCAUUAGAAGAGAUCUCCGAGGUUAUUCAGCCUAGCCCACUACAGCUCAAGGCCAGACGGUAUGCUUUUUACGUACGCGAAGGGGAUUUACUCUGCUCGUGCUUGGAAAAGCUGUCGUUUGAGGAUUUAUGGAUAAUCCUGCGUCUCGUGGACGUGAAAACUCAAACAUACCAGCUUAUUGAGGUGCAAGAGAUGUCGCUCUCUAGGUCAAGCUCCGAUACAGAACAUGCGCAAAUGUUUUCCAAAUGCCCUAAGAUCAAAGUGCGAAUUGUUUGA